AGGAGUAGAAGCCAAACAGCCCAACUCUGCCAUCAGGAAAUGUGUUAGAGUCCAGCUGAUUAAGAAUGGUAAAAAAAUAACAGCUUUUGUUCCCAAUGAUGGCUGCCUGAACUUCAUUGAGGAAAAUGAUGAAGUUCUGGUUGCUGGCUUCGGUCGGAAGGGUCACGCUGUUGGUGACAUUCCUGGAGUUCGCUUCAAGGUUGUCAAAGUAGCCAAUGUUUCUCUGUUGGCCUUGUACAAGGGCAAGAAGGAGAGACCAAGAUCAUAAAUUCAGAUUACUUUGUCAAGAAUGUCAAUAAAAAUUUUGAUUGGAAAAA
Messenger RNA from Pelecanus crispus (Dalmatian pelican), 317 nucleotides. Lineage: Eukaryota; Metazoa; Chordata; Aves; Pelecaniformes; Pelecanidae. The record is from RefSeq and is a predicted model, not a curated record.